CUUUUCCCAUAAAUCUGUUAAACAUGAGAUUUAGCGAAAGAUCUUGUAUUAUAAAUGACAUUUUAGGACAUACUUACAAUACUGAAACCUUAUGCAUUAUUAUGAGCACAUCCAUAUCGGUAAACAAUCAAGGCUUUAACAGCUUUGAGCAAGAUAAUUCAGUAGAUUUGAUAGAAAGGUUGGCCAAAAAUUACUAAUUUCAAAAGUUUGCCUACAAAUGUGACCGAUGAGAGUUAUUAUCAACAACUACAGAAAGAAUUAAAGCAACCAGUUCUUUACAAAAAAUAAUUCUAAAGACCAAGAGGAAGAAUAGCGACCAUAGGCAGAGAGUUUGGAAGCCUAUAUAAAAGUUUACCAGACUCUUAGUUAUCUUUUAUCAAGGAUAAAGAGUAGCCACCUCUCAAAUACUAAAUUUGUAUUACUCAAGGCUAUUAGCGAUGCUCAUCAAGAUCGAAGAUAUUUAAUCUGCCAUGCUUUUAAAUUUGUCAGAAUCUGACUUUGACAAGACUAGGAACGACCAAGAAAUUGAUGCUUAUCAUGUAAAGUAAGGUUUUACAUACAAAUUGUUAAAGAUAAGAUCACUAAAGCUUUAUUAAAAAUUAUGAUACCUCAAAAACCUCAGUUGAUUGUAAACUAUAUCGACAAAAAACUGAAUUAUUCAACAUCGCAGCGCAAUAUUUGAAGAACAGUAUUUCAGGAACUCUUAAGAUUACUGUUCAUUACUCCUACCCCAAAGGAAGAAAUUGUGCUGGAAAAGAACGCUAUAUUCACCAAAGAUGAUAUCAGUCCGAGGAAAUAAUAGCCUUGUGUUAAAUAUUGACUAGCGCAGUUUUAAUAAAAGCCUUUAAAGCAUCCAUUCUUAACUGCCUCCCAAUAAGUCAGGAUACAUACUCAACCAAAAUAGAUUUGGAAGAGCUAGUUUAAUCCUUUGAGUCUCCUUGACUGGAAAACGGGCAAGAGUGAUGCAAAUGGAUACAAUAAAUACGACACUUUUAAAGGAUUUAGCUGUUU
Moneuplotes crassus is the source of this 1011-nucleotide messenger RNA. The record is from the annotation of a GenBank genome assembly. Lineage: Eukaryota; Ciliophora; Spirotrichea; Euplotida; Euplotidae.